CGCGGCUCGCGGGCUAGUUAAUGUUAGCUCGCUCAGCAGAGUGGACACUGUAGACUGGGUGUAAAGUCGCUCACGCAGUGCGAAAGUUUCCGUGGUGUUUAAUGAGAGACGUGGUGUUUAAUAAGACACGUGGUGUUUCGGUAGUUUCUGACUGAGGAACAUGUCUGUGUUGGGGAGUUUGUUGAACACCGGGAUGUCACUGUGGAGAAGCUCCCUGCAGCUCUGCACCACACACCUACACACAGGAACAUGUUUACGUGUACGAAUGCAUGCCAUCCCGCCCCUGAAGCAGGUGGACCGGUGGACGGAAAAGAGGAGCAUGUUCGGUGUCUACGACAACAUCGGCAUUCUGGGUGAUUUUAAAGCCCAUCCCAAACAGCUGAUCAAAGGACCUGUUUGGCUGCGUGGUUUCCGUGGUAACGAGUACCAGAGGCUGACACGUAAGAAGAGGAUGGUGGGAGAUCGCAUGAUGACGGAGGACAAACUGAUACUGGAGAAGAGGCUGCGCUUCCUGUAUCGUCGCUUCAACCGCUACGGCAAACAUAGAUAGACUGUGUGUGUGCGCGUGUGUGCGCGUGUGUUUUCAGUUAAAUUAGGAAUGAAAUAAAAAUAAAUAUUUAUGUUACAUCUGUUUAUUAAAAAAAAAAAAAAAGAUCAAAUGAGGCUCAGUGUGAUAAUGAUUCACUGUAAUACAAUCAUUAGUAGUGACAUUAACUUUUAGAAUAAUAAAUAGUUUUACAUUUAAAAGGACGAUUCAGCCAAAAUAGAAAUGUACACAAUUUUCAAGGCAAAUAAAGCUUUGGGGACGCUUAAAGCUACCAGUUUAGCUGCUUGCCUGAAUCAGAAACUUGGUUUGGGUCAAAAGAAUAUAUAUAUAUAUACAAAUAUAUACAAAAAUAUAUAUAUAUUUUUUAACAGAAAGUGUCAUGAUUUAGACUUUUGGAUUCUACAGUGCUAAACUGGUGGCUGUAAGGUUCCGGUACCUGUUGGUGAAUCAGCUUCAUAGCUCUAUGUCUUGUUUUCUAAACUACAUUUUAGCAUGUACACAGUUUUUCUUCAGACUAGAGGAGGUGGAGUCAGUGCGAGAGGGAGUUUGGGCUUGGGAACGCCGUGAACGGAGUUUCAGACAUCACGCACAGCUCUGACUCAGCCUAUAAUAAAUGGAGACAUAAACAUCCAAAAUCAUUGCUUUUUUUGUAUUUGAGAAACAGUCAAUCAUUCUGGAAAAAUGUUGAACUGUGUUUCGACUCACUCAGCGUUGCUUCUCACCUGAGUAUCUCUCUCUUUCUCCUUUGGAACCCGAUGCCGCUUUUUCUUCACUCCACAUGCUGAUUGGUUGGUGACGGAUGGGCAAGCGCCAUCGUCUUCUCCAGGGGUUCCGUCUAUACUGACCCCGCCCUCGUCCUGUUGAAAUGUGUGACAUGUGGUAUUGUGAGCUCAGCCUUCCUGUAAUCGUCUCCGUAUGCAUCCAAGGUCUUCAUGAGGAAUCUGACGCAUACACUCACAUUAAUAUCUCUGCAUAUAAUACUGUCAUUUAAAUUUUUCCCACACUCUACUCAUUUGUAUUCCUAAAUCAUAGCAGUAUAUCUUAUUAAUAAAUCAUCCCGACAUAG
This is a messenger RNA of Tachysurus fulvidraco (yellow catfish), 1613 nucleotides long. RefSeq names its product mitochondrial ribosomal protein L51 (gene mrpl51). Gene Ontology annotation, biological process: translation. The transcript has 5 exons. Gene Ontology annotation, cellular component: mitochondrial large ribosomal subunit. Gene Ontology annotation, molecular function: structural constituent of ribosome. The record is from RefSeq and is a predicted model, not a curated record. Bases 161 to 550 code for a protein of 129 amino acids. Lineage: Eukaryota; Metazoa; Chordata; Actinopteri; Siluriformes; Bagridae.